Molecule: messenger RNA, 2253 nt
Organism: Calliphora vicina (urban bluebottle blowfly)
Lineage: Eukaryota; Metazoa; Arthropoda; Insecta; Diptera; Calliphoridae
Gene: cpa
Product: F-actin-capping protein subunit alpha
Exons: 4
Coding region: 282-1142 (286 amino acids)
Biological process (GO): barbed-end actin filament capping; actin cytoskeleton organization
Cellular component (GO): actin cortical patch; F-actin capping protein complex
Molecular function (GO): actin filament binding
Source: RefSeq, a predicted model, not a curated record
UUUAGUAUUAAAAGUGAGAAAUUUGCGUAAAUUUAGUGAAUAUUUUUAUGGAAAAGGUUUUAAAUUACCCAAAACAAUAUAUAUUCUAACAGUUGUAUACGACUAAAGUUCUAUAUUGGCCAAUUUCGACUAAGAAAUACAGUUUAAACGGUCUAUAAAGUUGCACUUCACUGCCAAGGCUCUCCUCUGGGUACAACACCACCAUCAAUCAAAUUGAAUCAACCGACCACAAAAAUAUAAAGAGCUUUCACAAAACAACAAAAAAAAAACCGUGAAGAAGUAUGGAUCAAACACAAAUCAGUGAUACGGAAAAAGUGCGCAUUGUGUCCGAUUUUAUAUUACAUGCACCACCGGGUGAAUUUAAUGAAGUUUUUAAUGAUGUUCGUGAGCUGUUGAAAAAUGAUGCUCUGUUGAAAGAAGGUGCCAGCCACGCCUUUGCCCAAUAUAAUAAAGAUCAAUUGACACCGGUACGCAUAGAGGGCAGUGAACACAAUGCUGUGAUUUCGGAAUUCAAUGAUUUGGGUGGUGGUCGUUUUCAUGAUCCUCGCACUAAACAAUCGUUUAAGUAUGAUCACCUUCGUAAGGAGGCUAGUGAUUAUCAAGAUGCCGAAACUGACGCAUCAGCUGAACCAUGGAGAGCUGCCUUAGAUAUUGAAACAUUAGCCUAUACCGCCAGUCAUUAUAGGCAUGGUGUGUGUUCCGUUUUUGGUAAAACUCAAAGUGGUCAAAUAACAUUAACGAUUUGCAUUGAAGACCAUCAAUUUCAACCUAAAAAUUAUUGGAACGGUAGAUGGCGUUCUCAAUGGCACGUUACAUUUCAAGCCGGUGCAGGCACUGCUGAACUGAAAGGCAAUUUGAAAGUGCAAGUUCAUUACUAUGAGGAUGGCAAUGUACAAUUAGUAUCUUCAAAGGAAUGUCGUGAAGUGGUGGUAGUUACCAAUGAACAGCAAAUGGCAAAAGAGAUAAUUCGCCUUAUAGAGGAGGCUGAAAAUGAAUAUCAAUUGGCCAUUUCGGAAAAUUAUCAAACCAUGUCCGAUACAACCUUCAAAGCCAUGAGACGUCAAUUGCCUAUAACAAGAACUAAAAUUGAUUGGACCAAAAUUGUUUCUUACAGUAUCGGUAAAGAACUGAAAACACAAUAAGGACAACAAAUAGCGGAAGCUGAAUCGCAGCCGCAUUCUAUUUUAUUAACAACAAAAACAACAGCAGCAACAUCAAUUGAUACAAUAACAAAAACAUCGUUUAUUAAGAGGCCGACUAGUCUUCCUCUUGGAAAGUAAAAGUUAAAAUAAAACAACACAACAAACAGCAAGUUAUAAAACCAUCAUUAGGAAAACACAACUACAAACAAACAAAACAAAUUAACUAAAUUAACAACGAUAUUAUCAUUGUUUUAUUGUUCCUCUCUUGUUACAACCAACCAAUCAACCAACCACACAACCAUACAGAUGAAAAACAAAAAGAAUUAAUGAGAAAAGGGAACUUUUUCAUAUAUAUGAUGUUAUAUCGUUUUAAAUGUUCAAACACACAACAAACAAAUACUGUCGCCUUCAUUUUUUUUUAUUUAUUUUAACUUUCUGCCUGUUCUAUUCAACAAUUAACCAACCAACAGCAAGGAAAUUCAACAUUAAAAAAAACACAAACUUUCGGUUCUCCUUUGAUUUUUAUUUGAAUUAUAUUAAUAAUAAUAACGUUAAGUAAUGUAUAAUUAUGAUGAAUGUUUUUAAGAAAAAAAUCAGUAUGAAAGCAUUUUUUAUUAAAAUAUUUUUUUUAUUUUUAUUUCAACUUUAAUAGUAUACAAUUUAUCAAUAUUAUGAUUAGAAAUAUUAAGAUAUAAAUAACUAAAGCAAGUUAAAAUAGUUUUCAUCAUUUUUUUCUAACUAUCUAUAUACAUACAUAUUAUUUUUACUAUUAUUUUUUUUGUAAUUGUGUGCGUACGAGUUCAUCUUACUUUUGUUUUAAUGAAAAAAAAAAUGUUAAAAACUAAAGAAUACUAAAAACAAAAAAAAAACACAAGUUUUUAAAACUUAAAAACCUCCCCUCUUAAAAAAUAAAAAAACACAAGAAAACUCCCUCCUCUUCCUCUUGUCGUAAAAACCUUCUCUUGUCGAACGAAAAGAAAAAAUUAUCUUAAAGAAAUUUAAAUUAAUUAAACAUGCAAAUAAAAAAUUAACAAUUUGAAAAUAAUUAUAAAUAAAGAAAAACGUUUACAAUAAUAAACGCAAAAUAAUGUUAUAAAAAAAACUAUAACAA